GACGCGACGCGCUCAUAUCGCGCCCUGCGGACGGAAGAAGGAACGGGCAAGAUCCAAAGGAAGAAACUUUAGACUUGAGCAAGGUCGUCGCCAACUUUGUUUUUCUACCUGCUGACAUAAACCUCACCCGUGGGCGUCAGGAUGGGGGUUGACCUGUGCACCUACAGGGCCCGGAUAGGCUGCUUCAGGAACCCGGCGUUUCACCCCCUGUGCUGCUGGCAGUCAUGUUUGCUGGUGUGGAUGGUCAUCUCACAACUCAUGCUGAAGCUUGCAGGGGAUGUGGAGGAGAAUCCUGGGCCCAGGCAACAGUUUAAAAACAUGGUGAAGCCAAAAGAAUGGGACAUGAUCGGGAAAAGAACUCUCUUGACACUGGACUUGUCUUGUGAAUAUGGUAGUCAUAUAAAACCUCUGGCUCAACUACCCGAGGAAGUUUUUGAACUAAAGGAAUUGGAGGCCUUAGACCUGACAGACAACGAGAACAUCGAUAUCUCCAAUCAGCUGACCAAACUGACCAAUCUAAAAGUGUUGUGUUUAGAUAACUGUGACCUUAAAACAGUUCCCGCUGCCGUGAUGAAACUUCCGCAGUUAGAAAUGCUGGUCCUCAGUUACAACAAGAACAUCACCCUGCCGGAUGAGAUGUCGGGUCUCAUCAACCUCACUGUCCUGGACUUACAGAACUGUAACCUUAAAACAGUUCCCGCUGCCGUGAUGAAACUUCCGCAGUUAGAAAUGCUGGUCCUCAGUAACAACGAGAACAUCACCCUGCCGGAUGAGAUGUCGGGUCUCAUCAACCUCACUGUCCUGCACUUACAGAUGUGUAACCUGGACACACUACCGCCUGUAGUGCUGAAACUAACAAACCUACAGGUGCUGGAUCUAAGUGCGGGCUGGGAUUCAAUAUUAAAAAUCUCCGUACCAGAUGAGUUGUCUAAACUGAACAAGUUGAAAGUAUUGACACUACGUUACCGUAACCUGGACACAGUUCCCCCGGCAGUACUGACACUCCCCCAGCUGGAGGAACUGGACCUCAGCGGGAACAGCGGGAUCCACCUGCCGGAUGGGCUGGCCGGGCUCACCAACCUCCGGGUACUGAAACUAGCAGGAGCAGGCAUGGAGACAGUUCCUCCGGUAGUGUGGAGACUGACACAGUUAGAAUGGCUGGACCUGAGCCAUAACCAACUACAGACGUUACCCGCGGAAAUCGGACAGCUCACUAAUGUCAAACACUUGGAUCUUCAUAACCAACUAGAGACGUUACCCGCGGAAAUCGGACAGCUCACUAAUGUCAAACACUUGGAUCUGUCCGGGUGCAAGCUGCGCACACUCCCACCUGAAGUGGGGAGGCAGACACAGUUAGAAUGGCUGAAUCUGAGCAGUAACCAACUACAGACGUUACCCGCGGAAAUCGGGCAGCUCACUAAUGUCAAACACUUGGAUCUGUCCGGGUGCGAGCUGCGCACACUCCCACCUGAAGUGUGGAGACUGACACAGUUAGAAUGGCUGGGCCUGAGCCAUAACCAACUACAGACGUUACCCGCGGAAAUAGGGCAGCUCACUAAUGUCAAACGCUUGGAUCUGUCCGGGUGCUGGCUGCGCACACUCCCACCUGAAGUGUGGAGACUGACACAGUUAGAAUGGCUGGGCCUGAGCCAUAACCAACUACAGACGUUACCCGCGGAAAUCGGACAGCUCACUAAUGUCAAACACUUGGAUCUGUCCGGGUGCGAGCUCCGCAUACUCCCACCUGAAGUGGGGAGACUGACACAGUUAGAAUGGCUGAACCUGAGCGGUUACCAGCUACAGACGUUACCCGCGGAAAUCGGACAGCUCACUAAUGUCAAACACUUGGAUCUGUACGGGUGCGAGCUGCGCAUACUCCCACCUGAAGUGGGGAGACUGACACAGUUAGAAUGGCUGGACCUGCGCCAUAACCAGCUAGAGACGUUACCCGCGGAGGUUGCACAGCUCAGUAGCUUAGACACACUUAGCGUCCGUGGAAAUCCACUAAUAAAACCACCAGCUGAAGUUUGCGAUCAGGGGAUCGCUGCCAUCAGACAGUACUUUGAGGAACUUGAACGAUCUAAAGAAACGAUAAGCGCUCAUUUGAAAGUUGUCAUCUUGGGAGAGACAAUGGCGGGAAAAACAAGCCUGAUACAGACGCUAGAAAGUGGCGAGUCCACCCUGACAAAUGUAGAUGACCGCACACACUGUGUAGAGAUAACUCAGUGGGCACCAGAUAACAACAUCACGUUUGAAGUGUACGACUUUGGCGGCCAUGACGUGUACCAUCUCACUCAUCAGUUCUUCCUGACUCCAGAUGCCUUUCAUCUGUUAUUAGUGAACCUGCAGGAAUACAGCUGCAAUGAAGAGAGUUACAAAAAGCAUGUGGGGUUCUGGUUGGACACACUGAAUGCCCGCGUGCCGGGGGCGGUGGUUUCUAUAGUGGGGAGCAAGAAGGACCUUUGCCAGGCUGGCGAAGUAAAAGCAAAGACCAAGGACAUUCAAGCAAGGAUCAGACUGCAAAGAGAUACGUGGGAGAAAGAACAAAGACAAAUAGGUGAAAUGACUAACAUUCAGAUUCAAAGUCGUUUGAAAUCAAUGGAAGACAUAGGCCAUCAACAGUUACGCACGUUGAAGCCAGGACUGCGAAUUGUUGGUGAUGCGCUUGAUUUUUGUGUGUCCGUUAAGCCCAAGUCUCGAUUCCACCUAUCAAGGUCAUCUAGUUCUUGGGAAAGAUUCAGAGACUUCUUGUUAGAAACAGCAAUUGAUAAGGAAUUGUUUCCGACAUUGAGAAGGAUCCUGCCAAGUACGUGGGUAGAGUUCGAACAACUAAUUCAACACCAAGAUGUUCAAAUGUCCACACGGCAUUGGCUGACAGUGACUGACUGUGAACAACUUGGUCAACUUGCUGGGCUCUCAGAAGAAAGACUGGAGCCAGUCCUGUCUUACCUACAGCAGGUGGGAACCAUCCUCAGGUACAAGGACAUACCAAAACUCAAGGACUUUGUCUUCCAUGAUCCUCGCGCCCUAAUUGAACUUUUCAAAGACCUGUUUCAUCAAGAUACAAGCGCCCUUUUCGCAACACCCAGACUUUCUCAUUUCACGUCUGCCCAGCUCAGUACAUUCCAGUCAGAUCUUUGCGACUGUGGACUGAUCCGGAAGGAAGUGAUGGCGUGUUUGUUGCCACCCAACGUCAGUCCGGACAUUAUCACAGCAUUGAUGCAACAUUUCGGCCUGUGUUUUGAAGUACAAGCUAAGGACAAUACAGACCCAUCCAAACAUACCCGCCAGUACAAAAUCCCUUGGUAUUUACAAAAACAAAUGCCAGAGAAGCUGAUGCGCGUCUGGCCCAAAAACGUGCCAGAGGAACAAGAACAACUGCAGCUGAUGUGCAACAUCACAGGAUUCUGUCCUCGGGGACUGUUUCAGAGGUUCAGUGUUGGGAUCCAUCCACUUUUCAAGGACAGGGUAGACUGGAAAGAUGGAGUCAUGGCCUACAGACAGGACUACCCCGUACUAGUCUGUUCCAAACCUGUUGCAGGCGACACUUACAUCACCAUGGCAACCAGAGGCAGGCUUGCCCAGGCAGAUGAGAUGUGGGGCGUGGUCCACCCACUGCUGGAGGUGCUGGUCCAGCUGCUGCAGGAGUGGCCACGUGUGCUGUACUCCCUCCACGUCACCUGUGCGCACUGCAUCAAGGCAGGACUGGACAGGCCGUGGCAGUUCGAACUAAGGGACCGGACUACAGAGGACGGCCGUGACGUCAGGUGUCCUGAGGUCAACUUUGAAGCAUCAACGUCAGCAGACCUUGUGUACAGACCAGGCAGACUCACUGGACACGGCGGUGUUCCGCUCGAGAUACAGCUGCGGGGUCCUGCAAUGCAGCAGCUGUACUCUGAGGCCUGCCGCCAGGGGGCGCAACGGGUGUACAACGUGCGCGGGCUCGUGGUUGGUCAGUUCAGAUCCGGGAAGACGUGUGUCGUCAGGAGGCUGACGGGAGAGAAGGCUGUGGAGAAUCAACCGAUAACAGACGGCAUCGAGAUUAUACCCAGCGUGAAGACCAAGACUUGGCGGAAAGCAAAAGAAGAGCCUGACGAAUUCAAGGAAACCAUGGCAGAACGCAUAGCGGAACAACAAGAACGGAUCAAACUACGCACUCAGACAUCGUCACGAAGCCAAGGAGGAGUCCGGCUACGGAGCAACAGGAAAGACCCUACAGACGCUGGAAAAGCAGAAGAACAACAAGGGAAGCAAAAGCAACAAAAGGAGCCGAUGAUAAAGGAGGCACCGACGGAAGGUCGAGAGACACCAAGGCCGGAAGAUGAAAGGAAAGAAGGUAUAAGCAGGACUACGUCACCACAAACACCAGCUCAACAACAACUCCAGCAUCCAACACAGGGCAUUCCGGAUGAUGAGCGACUUCAGGGUGACGUGAGGGUUCAUCAGAAAACACAGGACAUUCCGGAUGAUGUCAUAAUAAAAGCCAAAGAGCGACUCCAAAGUGGCGUGACCGAGGAGCAGCUUGGAACAGCCGAAAACCCGCGUAUCUCCUUCUGGGACUUUGGCGGCCAGGCCACGUACUACGGCUCGCACCAGUGCUUCUUCACGUACCGCGGGAUCUACAUCCUGGUCAUGUCACUGCUGCAGAGGCUGUCCGACCCUGUUCCUGAUUUGGACUACAAGGCGUCAGCGGACAACCUCGUAACUGGAAGAGACUACUUGGACCACUGGCUGAACUCUGUCCACACCCACGGCCUGGUGCCCGGGCAGGAAGAGAAAGAAGAGCCGCGUGUCAUCUUGGUUCUCACACACAAGGACAAAGUUAGCGAGUUGUACAUAGAGAAGUACAAGAAAGACAUACGUGAUCACAUCAGUGGUAUGGCUGCCGGUACACACGUCUUACCAAAGAUAUUUGUCAUGGACAACUUCAGCGAGGACAACAGCGACAUUGAAGAUCUCCGAGAAUACCUCCGUGAGAUGGCGAAGGAUUUGUCGUUCAUGGGCCAGGAGGUUCCGAUAACCUGGCUUCAUCUGAAGUCCAAAUUGAUGGACAAGAGGAGACAGGGUGACCCAUUCUGCCGCUUUCAAGAUGUCGUCGAUCUGGCCCGGAGUGAUGACAUUGGCAUCACGGACGUCAGCCAUGUUGCCGACAUCCUGACCUUCCUGCAUGACCUUGGCGACAUCAUCUUCAUUAACGAACCCGUUCUUCGUGACCACGUGACCCUUCGACCCCAGGUGAUGAUUGACGUCUUCAAGACCAUUAUCACCGUCCCGGAGUACCAACAGGACAGGAGCACGGGUGGGGAGGUUGCCGAGAUGUGGAGGAGGCUGGAGACCAAAGGUAUUCUCAGUGACAGGCUGGUGACAAUAAUAUGGACUAAAGCAGAUCAGAAGAUGAAAGAUAAGAAGAUGAAACCCUUCUUUAUCGAACACAAGGACUUCCUGAAGCGACUAAUGGAAAAAUACUACCUCCUCUGCAACGCCACGCCGAUCGGUGGGUUUGUUGACACAGCGGACGAGCCUAAGAAAGACGAGAUCUACUUCGUACCAUCCCUCCUGGCCGCAGAGCCUGACUACAACACCUUGUAUCCUGGGAACAUGAGGAGACACCAGCACCCUCUCUAUGUCGUAUUCGACAACAUGUUCCUCCCAAGUGGCAUGUUCUAUCGUCUACAAGCCAUCUGUGUGCACAGGUUCGGUCUUAAAGAGUCCCACGUAUUCGCCGGCUGCGGUCGUUUUCCUACCAACGAUGAAAAGCAACAGUUCGUGGUAACCAAAGUAAAGCAUUACCUGAAGGUGGAGCUUCUGUCGGCUGGAGUUGAGGAGCAGCCGGUGUUCACACAGGGUCUACCCGUCAGAAAGUUCCUCAGCAGUUGUCUCUUCGAGAUCAAGGAGAAGUGGAUCCCGUAUAUCCAGUAUGACUGGUGCUUCGGGGAGGAGUCAGAUGAAAAAAACGGAACACCAGCAUUCUACCAGCUCCCUGUCACCGAACAAGAAGCGGCAACAGGAUCCAGUUGUUUUCCAGAAGAUUUCAUCAACGUUUGGAUGGGUGGCAGUGGUGAUAAGAGAACUUCACGUGCAGAAAACUCAGGUGGUUCCGGACCCGCGAUGAUAGAGCCCACAAUGGUGCCGUUGGUAGUCCAUAAGAUUAGUCCUCUCCUGGAUUGUUUGGAAAUGUUCGGAGGGCUGAGUUUUGGGGAGUGUGAACGGAUCAAGAAAGAGUCCACACCUGAAAGCAGGUUCAAAAAGUUGCUUGGUGCCGUCAACAAUGCCGGAGAUAUGUGUCGUCGCUUGCUGGGCGCGUCUGCGGAGGUUUGCCUGCCUGAGAUAGCACCUAUGUUCCUCCGAGAAGAGAGAGGGAAUGAAAUUGUUAUACUACACAUCGACGAAUACAGUCACAAGCUUGUCCAGCCACUGAAAGAACAGGCAUCCCAGUCGUUCAGCAGGUACGGUGUAACAGUGUCUGAAGACGCCAUCGAACCAGACCAGAGCUUGAAAGAAGAACUCUUGCGCCAUCUUCUUAAACGAAAUGUCAGAAUGGUCGUACCGAUCAUCACAAUGAUGAGUCUCCAGAAGAGGUACUGGCCCCCGCUGCUGUAUGAAUUGUACGUACAGAACAAGAACCUAGUCUUUCCGGUCUUCGCUUACAGUAAAUACCCCAAAGGGACCAGGGAAUGUUUGCUGAAGGAGUUCAUAUCACGCUGUGAGGACAUGAAGGAUAUGUCAUCCCCCCAGAUACCAAUGACCACAGAACCACUGUCCAGCACCAAAAUCAGUCUUACUGCUGCACAAAUCAUGAGGAAGGUGUCAUCUUCUGUUGUGCCGCACACAUACAAGAUCACAGCUGAAGGCUGCACGGUUGAGGAGGAUGGUGUCACUAUCUCGUUUCCGACAGGAUGCGUUGAGAAGGAAAGGCCCCUUUCCUUCGAGGUCGAUAUACUGCCCAUUGACGACGCCUUAACAAAGGCUUUCUCAGCUGUGACCCCGAUACUGACCGUGCACCAAGGCAAGGAGGAAGACUUCUUACAGCCCGUGAGCGUCACCCUGCCGUGGGCAUGGAGGAAGAGUGACCAUAGCUGCAGCAAAGAAAAAACCAUCCUAAUGCAGAUAAAAUCACAUCCUUCUCAGUGGUCGCUGCUACAGGCAGAAGUUCAUGAAACAGAGGACGCAGUCACAUUCACCAUGAGGCACUCCUGCAGGAUGGCCGCUGCCAAAGAAAGUGGCAAUGGCGGAGAAAGUUUGACCUCAAUCAAGGGUAACCAAGAUGAGACAUCCAAUCGGGAAGCAGCAGAUGAAAGUAACUCAAGGGAGCCAAAUGUCCCAUCAGCAUCCCAAACUGCAGUCACAACUGACGCAUUGCAAGCAUGUUGGAACGAAUACACUAAAGACAAGGCGUACCUCAUAGUAAACCCAAACCAGGCAACAAAAUUUGAUAACAAAAUCCACCUUAUGUGUGUUCACAAGGACGCCAACCCCAAUGUUUUUUUCCGAGCUGCUAAUAUGCUCCCGCUCCCACCAUUCCAACAAAGCAUCGUCAUGGGCAGGGACGAUACGAUUAACGCCACGUUUGACAACAGCAAAGAAGUCAUUGGACACCCCGACGAUGUUUCAGAUGGUAUCAGCUUCGUCUUUCCACCAGCUGCAAGGGGACCUCCCAAGUGCAACAGGUGGUCCGUUAAACUGAUUCCGAAUACUCCGCGCCCAGCUAGGAAGACGCACAUGUACCAAGGAGCCAUCGAUUUCAGACUACUUACCAUGUAUCAAGAACAAAUAACUGAUCCCUGGCGCCGGAUCCUGCCAGCACAGGUGUCCCUUGACUCUGACGAAGAAUGCUCCGAUCAACCCGAGGACCACAAUGCAUCUGGAAACCCUCCAGAUGAAUUGAAAGUUGGAAAAGAUGAUGUUGCUGGGACGUCGGCAGAAACUUCAGAUCAACUCAAAAGAUCCCAGGACCAGGAUGCACCUGAUCAAGAGAAGUUGGAAGAUGGAAAGGGUGAAGUUUCUGCGACGUUUGCAGAAAGUUCCUAUCAACACCAGGACCACAACGUGUCUGGAAACCCUCCAGAGGAGUUAAAAUGUGGAAAAGCUGCUGGAACGUUGGCAGGUUCAGACUUCACCGGGUACUUCCGUUACAUCAAGAAUAAUGUAACGGCCGAAUGGAAGGACCUUGCUGACCUAUUGCUGAGCUGGGACAAUGUAAAAGACAUUGAAAAGAGAAACAGUGAUGACAGGUCUCGCUGUUGGGACGCGUUAAAAGAGUGGCAGAAAAGUAAAGGAGAAGCCGCCACCAUGGCUGUCCUGAUGGACGCUCUCAAAGAAGUGGAUCUGAUGAGUGUCGUGGAUGGGCUCAAGAGCAAGUUUCCAGAAUUCCAGGACCAUGAUGCAUCUGGAAACCCUCCGGCAGAGGGAGCCUCCAGUCGUGAGGAUUCAGCUGUAAAAGGUGGCCGCCAUUCAAAGGGCCUCAGAUUACCGGUAAUCUUGUUGAUCAGCGACGAGUAUGGGACUUCCAAGGGAGGAAUUUCCACCAUCAACUGCGAGGCGAGCCAGAUAGUGAAGGGCAAGGCAGUCAUGUACGCCACAGCCCUGCAUGUGACCAAACAAGACCAGGAUGCAGCGGACAGAGAUGGCGUCACGCUGAUAGGGCCAGUACAACUAGACAAGAAUUCGGUGCCAACUCUGGACUGGCUGACCUACUACCACGAUAAACACUACCCAAACCUUCCUCAAGACGUCACCUGCAUUAUCGGCCAUGCUGAUAUAACAGAUACGGCGGCAAGAAACAUCAAGGAUCAACGCUAUCCACAGGCAAACCUCAUUAUGUUCACCCACGUUAUACCCGAGGAUACAGAGUACUACAAGGGAGGCCGGAAGGCCGUGGAAGCACGAGAGAAAGAGGAGGACAUGCUUGAUAAAGUACACAACGCAAAGGCAGCUUUCUCGGUAGGCAAGCGGAUCUACGACCACUGCAGCACCAAGUACAAGGGAAAGAAGAAACCACAGAAUCACCAUAUCUUCCUCCCGAAGCCAUCCAAGAUAUUUCUGGACGCCGAUGUGAGUCCCGGAGGAGGGGAAAAAGUUGUCCUGUCCGUCGGCAGGGUGAGGAAGGUGGAGAAGCUGAAAGGUCAUGACCUCGUGGGAGAGUCCAUGAGAGAUGUGGUGAAGAUAAUCAAGAACACCCGUUGGUGUGUCCGCGGCAUCAGUGAGGACGCAAGUCAGAAGAUCCUGGAAGACGCCCUGAACAGUCCCGACCUGAAUCCCACCCUGCUGCCGUACGGGACCCAGGAGGACAUCAGGGACGACAUGAUGACGGCCCACCUGGUCCUGAUGCCAUCCCGCUCCGAGCCGUUUGGGCUGGUCGGCCUGGAGGCCAUCGCCGCAGGCAUCCCCGUCCUCAUCUCCGACAAGACCGGCCUGGCAGACAUGAUCCUCGACCUGAUCAAGGAGAAAAAACUCAGCGCAGAGCACAGGAACAUCAUCGUGGAGACCAGCGUGAAUGACCGCGAUCGUGCCGGAGACGCAAAGAGGUGGGCAGACCGAAUCGUGGACAUCCUCGAGCACAGCGACUCGGAGUUCGCGAAAGCUGCCAGGUUCAAGCGGGAGCUUGUGGAGUCCAGGUACUGGGAGGAAUCCCACAAUGCCUUCCUGCAGGCUUGCGGCAUCACGAAUGCAGCAGCGGAUCAGUAGAGGUCAAAGGGCAACAGUGGACGCAGCGGGCGCGGCAAUCGGGGCGUUUACAAGUUCAAGGGCAACGACCUUGUGGCAAAGUCCACGACCAUUGUGAUAGAACAUUGAGACGUUCUAGAACCAGACUUAAAGGCAAGAUCACGAGUCGGCGGCGUACGCGCUGACGAUUUCCAAGAAAGCAAGGAAAUUAUCCAAGCCAACAUUGCAAAGGAUCAGGAUACAUUCUAAUUCACCCAUCUAAAGUAUGACACACAGGAAGAGCCGAGCUAAGACUUGAGGGCCAGGUGUGCGGUACUCCCUCCACGUCACCUGUGCGCACUGCAUCAAGGCAGGACUGGACAACCCGUACCAGCACGUACUGAGGGACCGGACUGCAGAGGACGGCCGUGACGUCAGGUGUCCCAGGGUAAAGAAGACAGCAUUGACGUUUGUACAUAAGACAGCAUCAGCAGACCUUGUGUACAGACUGGCCAGAUUGCCUGUUGUCGGGCGUCAUCCUUGACCCGGAGGAGACCCUCUCAACAAGAAAAUGUAAACGCCAAAGUAGCAGACUUCAAAACUCAAAACCAGGAGUACAAGCAGCAACCGGAAGUGGUGCACACCCUACGCAAGAGGCUCUACUUCUUCCCUCGGGCUGCAGUUGACCAGAAUCCUUAGCUUCAACUGUUUCAGUGUAACAAAGACUUUUUUUUUUAAUCUACAACAGUUGCUCCAAAUCAACACGUAUUGAGUAUUCACACGGUUUCCAGGCAAACGUAAUCCAGUUAAUAAGUAGAACCGGACAUUUUCACAGUGUAACCAAGGACCUUGUUGAAGGUCCUUGCUGUAACAAAAGCCUACAUUGUUCAAUCUAUAACAGAUGCUCUAAAUCAAAAAAUAUUAUAUCUUCACAGGAUUUCCGUGCAAAUAUGAUCCCGUAAGCUACAAGAAUGUUGACAGGACAUUUUCCAAUUGAAAUAUCCAUGUAUUAGGCAUGUCUGUUCUGGUAGUUUUUAAACUGGUCAACCAUAGUUACGUCAGAGGAGAUGGACACCUCGCUACUGUGUAGCAGUAAAUGCUCCCUAUGGGAGCAGCUAGUUGUAACAUGUGUUGCUACAUAUUUCUAGCAUGUUGCCAAGUUUUUGUAGCAUGUAGCUACUUUUUUGCUCAGCAUUUGACAGUUAAGGGCUAUGCAUGGGGUUCUAAAAGACACCUUAAAUUUCAAGUCGACGAGGAAAGAUGAACAAAAUAAAUCAGCAAAUUAUCAAAAGGUGUUGAAUCUGUGUU
Messenger RNA from Branchiostoma belcheri (Belcher's lancelet), 10950 nucleotides. RefSeq lists its product as uncharacterized. The coding region runs from base 142 to 9684 and encodes 3180 amino acids. NCBI's taxonomy places the organism in Eukaryota, Metazoa, Chordata, Leptocardii, Amphioxiformes, Branchiostomatidae. Gene Ontology annotation, molecular function: protein binding. Gene Ontology annotation, biological process: signal transduction. The record is from RefSeq and is a predicted model, not a curated record. The transcript has 26 exons.